AUGCCGGCUCCCAUUAGCGAAGAGGAGGAACGGAGCAUUCAAAGUGGAGAUGGCAUCAUGUGGACAAACCAAGAAGACAUGCGGAAUACUACUAAUCCACCAACUCCUCCACUCGUCCCCAUGGCUAGUGCAGGCGACAGUUUUACUCCAAUCAUGAAUGUCGACAAUGCCGUCAAUCCAUCCACUGCCGGAAAUCGUACAAACAACAAGAAGGAUGGCGCGCUAUCCAAGUUAUCACAACCACAAUUAUUCAUCAUUGCCGGAAUUUUCUGUGGUGGCUGUUUGAGCGGGAUCAUCUUACUCAUCUUUUUUGCGGUCCAGUCCGGAAAGAACAGUGACGAGACCACAUCCACCAAAACCAGCAUGUUGCGAGGACGGAUUGUAGAUGACGACUUCUACCGCAAUAACGACGAUGAUUUCUACUAGCUGGGUAGUUAGCUACGGUACGGAAGAUUUGAAGAGGCAGCAAAAGUUUACAUAAAUGCAUAAUAGUGACUAGACGAGCUAAAUAGAG
Seminavis robusta is the source of this 514-nucleotide messenger RNA. Lineage: Eukaryota; Bacillariophyta; Bacillariophyceae; Naviculales; Naviculaceae. The record is from the annotation of a GenBank genome assembly.